Messenger RNA from Punica granatum (pomegranate), 1405 nucleotides. The record is from RefSeq and is a predicted model, not a curated record. NCBI's taxonomy places the organism in Eukaryota, Viridiplantae, Streptophyta, Magnoliopsida, Myrtales, Lythraceae.
AAUGAUCCAUAAACCCGGGGGGCGGGACCGAUCGAUCUCUUUGUAUAUAAAAUGGGCCACCUAGUGAAAUUUAGUUAAGAUGCAGGUGACUAGAAGUUGGGAGCUUGAAAGGCUGUCUGUCGUCUCUUCUCCUCUCACCUUCUUUCCUCCCAAUCACUCCAUUUGGUAACGUUCCCAAAGAAACAUAAGAAGAUCAGUCCUCACGGCACAAGAGCCUUCUCUCUCUCUCUCUCUCUCUCGGCUCUCGCGCGGUGUCGUCUUCAAUGGCGGAACCAGUUGUUAUGGCCGGAGGCUUUCAAGAGGCCGGGAUGAGGCCGUGGCCAGCUCCUCUUGAUCAUCAUCUUGUGCUUUCUGAUGAAGCAUGCGAAGCAAACAAGGAAUGGAUUAGUCGGGGUGGGCAAAAACAAAACCAUUACGACGACCAUUACCGUCACAAUCUACAUCGCCAUCGUCCUCGAUUUCGGGCUGAGCCGCCUUCGCCACCGCUGAAAUCAAGCUCAUCAUCAAGGGCUCGUCAGCAUCAACAAAGGCAGAAAAUACAGUCUAAUAUUGAUCGGGCGGCUUACGGAGGAGGGCAAGGAAUGCAAGCAUUCUUCCUUAAUUCAUGCCCAAGAUCAUCAAGUGGGACCGGCGUCUUUCUUCCUCAAAGGCUUGACACUGACAAUAAUAAUUCCGAUUCUUUGAACAGGAAACCUGCCUGUGCACCGGUCCUCCUCCCGACCCGAGUCGUUCAAGCCCUUAAUCUUAACGUGCAUGCACUUGGCCUCCAAAUUUCACCAAGGCAAGAUUCAAAAGAUUACAAAGGGAUAUCUGGAGAGAAAAAUUCAGGGAAAAAGAAAAACAAUGUUAUCGGAAAGGAUACAACUCAAUGCUGCGUCGUUUCAGAGAAUAGAAGUUCUCCCCACAUCUUUCUUCCCAAGGAGUGGACAUACUAGCAGCAGCUCCAUGCAAAAAUGCAGAGACAGUCCAUGAAACAGCUGAAAAAUUAUUUUCAUAUUAACAAUAAUAAAUUUAAUUAUUAUUGUUCAUGUGCUAUUGAUCCUUGUAAUGAUAAUAAUAAUUGGCACUACAAAUGUCUUUCUUUCUUAAUUCUGUAACAUGUUCCAUGUGAUCCAUCAUUGUUUUCUUCCUUAAUAUGUGCAGUUUCACCCCAUUUUGUUCUCGAUUUCUUCCCUCCUUGUACUCUUUUCCUCUCCGAUCUCUAUCAUGUAUAUUCUCCAUGAGUUGGUCGCAUUGUUCACCCAGUUUAGAUCGUUUUUGGUGCUACUAUCAGUACGUGCUGGUCAAACUGUAUCCCGUGAACACCCCGCGAGCUAAGAUGGUUGGUGUUACUGAUUCCGAUUGCUCAUGGGAGCGUUCCUGAUCACACCAUAUACUAUUGGUCGAAUACUUACGGUGACUUUUC